UGCUAACUGCUAACAACAGUUGAAGAACCAGGAAAGAUCAUGGUGAUGAUGGGGAACCAGCUUUGCCUUCUUCUCGUCAUCCUUUUCUGCUCCCUGCCCUCAGCUCAGAGCCAUCUCUGGGCAUGGCUGUACUCGUUGCCCGAGUACAAUGCGGUGGCAUCUUCCAAAAGUGCUGAACUGCUGUCUCAUCUGGAGAUGAAGAUGACUGCCUGCAGCCCUGAGCAAGGAUGCCCAGAAGGGCUCUUCUGUGACCACCACUUUGGACUCUGCUUCACACUCCGGGAAGAUGGCGAAUUCUGCCGCCAGGAUGCCCACUGUGCUGAGGGACUGAUCUGCAUGUUUGGCAAAUGCCAAGAGAGUCUGCCAGAAGGACAGGAAGGUUCCCGUUGCUAUCAUGAUAAUGACUGUGGUCCUCAAAACUGUUGUGCCCGCCACCAUGGGGAGAUGGUUUGCAGGAAAAGACUGGCUUUAGAUGAAGGAUGCUACGUUCCUGAAGGAGGCAUUGCAUUCAGCAUGAACCAGGUCUGCCCAUGUGCAGAAGGACUAGUAUGCAAAAGGAGAUCCCUCAACCGAGAGGUUCCGUUUGAAUACUGGACAGACAAGAGCAAUUGGAGCUGCCAAAAGAAAUAAGCAAGAAGGAAAUGCACAGUGGUUGAAAUAGCA
Molecule: messenger RNA, 663 nt
Organism: Sceloporus undulatus (fence lizard)
Lineage: Eukaryota; Metazoa; Chordata; Lepidosauria; Squamata; Phrynosomatidae
Product: dickkopf-related protein 3-like
Exons: 4
Coding region: 40-630 (196 amino acids)
Biological process (GO): multicellular organism development; negative regulation of canonical Wnt signaling pathway
Cellular component (GO): extracellular region
Molecular function (GO): co-receptor binding; receptor antagonist activity
Source: RefSeq, a predicted model, not a curated record